AUGAAGAAAGAUAUCAUAAUGAAUGACUUGGGAUUACUUUCUUACUACCUUGGAAUCAAAGUUUCACAAAAGAAGUGGGGAAUAUCUUUGCGAGAAACAGCUUAUGCAAAUAAGAUUUUGGAGCAAUUUGGGUUGCUAGAUUGCAACACGAAAACCUCACCAAUGGAACCUAAGUUGAAGGUUAAGAAGGAUGAAGAUUGUGAAAAAGUUGACCCAAACGAAUAUAGUCGAGUGGUAGGAAUUGCAAGUCGUUUCAUGGAGGAACCAACCACUUUGCAUUUCCAAGUUGUAAAACACAUCUUACGAUAUGUGAAAGGAACCAUUGAUUAUGGAGUCAACUAUAGAAGAGGUCAUGAAAUUGAAGAUUUUGUUGGUUUUACCGAUAGUGAUUUUGGAGGUGACCAUGUUGAUAGCAAGAGCACAAGUGGGAUAUUUUCUAUCUAG
This is a messenger RNA of Lactuca sativa (garden lettuce), 444 nucleotides long. The record is from RefSeq and is a predicted model, not a curated record. NCBI's taxonomy places the organism in Eukaryota, Viridiplantae, Streptophyta, Magnoliopsida, Asterales, Asteraceae.